UUUCUGAUAUUUGGAAAUGUAUUUUUAGAUGGGUACCCUUUCAUGGUAACCUCAGACCUGAAUGAAAGAGGUUUUAGGAUGAGACAUCUGUUGUACCCGUCUCCGUUGGCACUUGCAAGAUGUAUGCUUGGAACAUCUCUCACGCCAAGAAAUGGCCUGCAACCACUCUCACUCUGGCACAACCAACUUGUUUGGAGGUUUGCUUCUGAUUCCAGCCAACAGCUGCCAAUCCUCACAUUGUACACCAAACACCCCUGCUCUUUAUGUGAUGAUGCCAAGGGAGAACUGGAACCAUUAUCACAUCAGUUUACACUGAAGGAAGUUGACAUCACCGAGCCGGCUAACAAGGAGUGGUUCAAAAAGUAUCGCUAUGAUAUCCCAGUGUUUCAUUUUGAAGGAGAGUUUCUCAUGAAACACAAGGCUGAUAUAAAUGCUUUGCAAGAUGCACUGGAUAAAUUCAACAAUAGAACUAUUUCAUGAGACCAGUGUCUUGCAGGGUAAGAUAUUUAUGUGUAUGUCUUCUGUGACUGGGAUGUGCAUGAGCUUGUAUGUGGGUUACACUUUACAGUUUCAGAUUCAUCUAUCUAUUUCCCUACAAUCAAGGAUUUUGAUAUUUGACAUCCCUGUAGGUAAGAAACCAAUCUGACAUAUUACCUACAUCUGUGUUGCAAAUUUAUGCUCUGGAGUGCUAAAUAAAUGUUCUUUGAUCUCA
Molecule: messenger RNA, 712 nt
Organism: Haliotis rubra (blacklip abalone)
Lineage: Eukaryota; Metazoa; Mollusca; Gastropoda; Lepetellida; Haliotidae
Product: glutaredoxin-like protein C5orf63 homolog
Exons: 3
Coding region: 43-480 (145 amino acids)
Source: RefSeq, a predicted model, not a curated record